CCGCCGGCCUGAGCCCGCCGGGACGAUGCUGCCGCUGCUGCCGCUGCUGCUGUUGGGCGCCCCGGGGCUGAGCCUGCCCUCGGGGGGACCCCCAGACCCCGACACCGCGCUGGUCACCCCUCUCCGCCUGGACCCCGACAUCAACGGGCCGGCUUAUUUCGGGGGGGGGCCGGCCGAGCCCCCCCGGGGAGGGCAGGCAGUGGUGAUCCAGCUCUCGGCUUUCGGGGAGGAUUUCUACCUCCACCUCUCCCCCGACGCCCGUUUCAUCGCGCCCUCCUUCGCCGCUCACUACUUGGGGGCGGCCGGCCGGCCCCUCCCCGCUCUCCGCCACUGCUUCUAUUCAGGGGAUGUCAACGCCGACCGCGAGUCCUUCGCCGCCCUCAGCCUUUGCGGGGGGCUCCGGGGGGCCUUCGGCUACCGGGGAGCCGAGUACCUCAUCAGCCCGCUGGCGGGGGGGGCGGCCGGAGGAGUCCAUCACCUGCAGCGCCGCAGCCCCGGCCGCCCCGUCGGGGCUGGAGCAUCCCGGUGCGCCGUGGGCUCCGGGCUCACACCUGGCGUGCUGCAGGCGCUCGACAAGUACCGAGGGCGUGCGGGGGGGAAAGGGGGUCGGGCCAAGCGCUUUGCCUCGGUGCCACGUUACGUGGAGACGUUGGUGGUGGCUGACGAGUCGAUGGUGAAGUUCCACGGGGAUGACCUCCAGCACUACCUGCUCACCCUCAUGGCCACUGCCGCCCGCCUCUACAAGCACCCCAGCAUCCGUAACCCCAUUCAGAUCUCCGUGGUCAAGUUCCUCCUCAUUGGGCAGGAUGACAAGGGGCCCAAGGUCACCAGCAACGCUGCCCUUACCCUCCGCAACUUCUGUGCCUGGCAGAAGAAGUGGAACAAGGUCAGCGACAAGCACCCCGAGUACUGGGACACCGCCAUCCUCUUCACCAAGCAGGACCUAUGUGGUGCCACCACCUGUGACACUCUGGGGAUGGCAGAUGUGGGCACCAUGUGUGACCCCAAGCGCAGCUGCUCCGUCAUCGAGGACGACGGGCUGCCCUCGGCUUUCACCACCGCCCAUGAGUUGGGCCACGUCUUCAACAUGCCCCAUGACAAUGUGAAGGCCUGUGAGGAGGUCUUUGGCCGGCUGAAGACCAACCACAUGAUGUCCCCCACCCUCAUCCAGAUCGACCGGGCCAACCCCUGGUCAGCCUGCAGUGCUGCCAUCAUCACUGACUUCCUUGACAGCGGCCACGGGGACUGCUUGCUGGACCAGCCCACCAAACCUAUCCCACUGCCCGAAGACCUGCCGGGGACAAGCUACAGCCUGAACCAGCAGUGUGAGCUGGCCUUCGGGGUGGGCUCCAAGCCCUGCCCCUACAUGCAGUACUGUGCCAAGCUCUGGUGCACGGGUAAGGCACGUGGGCAGAUCGUGUGCCAGACCCGGCACUUCCCCUGGGCCGACGGCACUGGCUGUGGCGAUGGGCGCUUCUGCCUGAAGGGAGCCUGCGUGGAGAGGCACAACAUCAGCAAGUACAGGGUGGACGGCGGCUGGGCCAAGUGGGCUCCCUACGGGCAGUGUUCCCGGACGUGCGGCGGUGGGGUGCAGCUGGCAAAGCGGGAAUGCACUGACCCAGUGCCGGCCAAUGGGGGCUCCUACUGCGAGGGAAUCCGCGUCAAGUACCGCUCCUGCAACCUGGAGCCCUGCCCUGCUGCAGUGCCAGGGAAGAGCUUCCGUGAGGAGCAAUGUGAGGCUUUCAAUGGCUACAGUCACAGCACCAACCGCCUCACUGCCUCUGUCUCCUGGGUCCCCAAAUACUCCGGAGUCUCACCCCGGGAUAAGUGCAAGCUCAUCUGCCGGGCUAAUGGCACCGGCUACUUCUACGUGCUGGCACCCAAGGUUGUGGAUGGUACCCCUUGCUCCCCGGACUCCACCUCAGUCUGUGUCCAGGGCAAAUGCAUCAAGGCGGGCUGUGACGGGAAGUUGGGCUCCAAGAAGAAGUUCGACAAAUGCAGUGUCUGUGGAGGAGACAACAAGAGCUGCAAGAAAGUCUCAGGCUUGUUCACCAAACCCAUGCAUGGGUACAACUUCGUGGUGGUCAUCCCUGCAGGUGCCUCCAACAUCGACAUCCGGCAGCGGGGUUACAAAGGGCUGAUCAGCGAUGACAACUACCUGGCUCUGAAGAAUGCGCAGGGCAAGUACCUCCUGAACGGCCACUUCAUUGUCUCGGCCGUGGAGAGGGACCUGAUGGUGAAGGGCAGCGUCCUGCGCUACAGCGGCACCGGCACCGCCGUUGAGAGCCUCCAAGCCUUCAAGCCCAUCCAGGAACCCCUGACUCUGGAGGUGCUCUCCGUGGGGAAGAUGACCCCUCCUCGGGUACGCUACUCCUUCUACCUCCCCAAGGAGAGCAAGGAGGACAAGGCCUCCUACAAGAAGGAGGGCAAGACCCCGCCAGACCUCAACAACAGUGUGCUCAGCCUGUCCAACCGCCUGGACGGCGGGAGACCGAGCUACAAACGUCCCUCCUACAAGUGGGCGGCGGGUGGUUGGGAAGCCUGUUCUGUCACCUGCGGCGAUGGGCUGCAGAAGCGCUCGGUGGCCUGUCGUGAUUCCUAUGGGCAACCGGCUGCUGAGUGUGACGUGGCGCAGAGACCCCCUGACGUCCGGCUCUGUGGGGAGCCCUGCCCGGCCUGGGAAGCUGGACCUUGGUCUCCCUGCUCCAAGAGCUGCGGCCGGGGCUUCAAGAGACGGGCGUUGAAAUGUUUGGUCCCGACCGGGCGCCUCCUACCCCGGGAGAGUUGCAAUUUUCGGAGGAAGCCGCAGGAGCUGGAUUUCUGCACCUUGAGGCCGUGCUGAGCAGGUCAAGGGGUGUCUGCGAGGAAGGGCGUGGUGUUCCUCUAGCUGGGUGCAGCUGAGCAGCAGCCAGGGGUUGGGAGAUGGGGAGAUGUCCACAGCACAUAGCAAAUGGGGGGAAAAGUAAGAAAAAACAGGGACAAAAAAGGGAGCUGGGUGUUGGGACACCCCACGCACCUGGGAGAGAGGGCUUUUGCCAACCAAGUCUCUCAGAGACAGAGCGGGAAUGAACAUCUACCUCGAAGCCACUGAUUGACAUGGAAACCACCAGUGGAGGCAAUGGGAGUUGGGGGGGACAGAUGGAAACGAGGAGCAUCAUCACUGCCAGAGAUGGAUCUAUGUACAGGCAGGGAGAUGCCCCUAAAUUGCACAGUUGAAGCCUCUCCCCACCUUCCCAGGGCCAAGCCUACCUCCCCUCUCCCCUGACUCCCCCAACACUCGUGCUAAGCGGGAUCAAAAGGAUUUUACCAAUGCAAUGACUGACAAGGUGCUGGGACUGAGGCCUCCAGGGCUCGCUGGUGGUGACUUUGUGGUCCCAGCAGCAUCCCCAGGCCAGGCUGGAAGGUGGUGGCUUUAUUUUUGUUCUCUCGUCAUGUUUAUGACCUGACCAGUGUAAAUUUUAUGGUGCUUAACUCUGUAUUCCUUUAACCUCCUUCCUCGUCUCCUGAUGGAUGUAAACCUUGCGUAGCAGGGCCGGUGUUAUUCCCAGUGGGAUCUCACCUGCCUGAGGGUUUUCUAAGGUGCUUUGGGAUGGGGCUCUGUGAGCAUCCGGAUGCUCCUUGAUACCCCAGUCCAGGGCAGUUUGUAACCUGCCCACCUGAAGGCUUUCAGGGUUAAAAGGGAUCACUGUGGACCUGAGGUUUGAGCUGUCAUUGUAAAAAAUCAACAAGCAACUGUACUGUAGUCCCACAGGGUCAGACACAGCCCCAGCAGUCACUGGUGCUUCAUUCCGCUCUGGAAAUGGUGCUUGAUGCUUAAUGAGACCAGUAUGCCAUGCCCAGACAUCCCACUGCCCUCUGACCUUUGGGCCAGGUUGGGAUGUUUUUCCUCUGUGUUAAGCCUCCCUGAGAUAUCCUGAGCUCUAGCAGAGCUGGGGUGACUGCCUGGCAUUGCUUUUGAGCUGCAGAAAGGGAAGAUUAAUUUGGGUUUCAGGCCCUCCUGGGGAAAAAGGGACUCAGUAGAGUUCAGGAGUGCAGGAAAAGAGGGAAUGUUGAGCCUCUUGCUGCUGCAAAGCAUCUACAACCAGUUUCUCACUCCAGAGUCUUGUGCAAGUGGUUAUUCUGUACCUCUGGUGGUUAUAUAGUGUUGUGCCCAUUGUGGUCAGAGGCUGUUUUACCUCCCUCCAAAAACUGUUUAACCAUUAUUUAAGUCUCUUGCUAAGAUGAAACAAGCAGGGACCAUUUAAUUUUUUGCUUCAUCGCUGAUGAAGGUGCUUCUUAAUUAAAUUAGCUGUGACUGGGAGCAAGCCAGAGCAUCUGGGUUGACCUACACAGUUUUGGGAUCAUCAGAAAGGGAUUUUAUGGAUGAGACACAGAUUUUGGGUAGGCAGAAGAUGCUGUCUCAGCAGGUAAAGGCUUGGAGCUUACCUUGCUUGCUCAGUCCCAUUGAGAUACAGCAUGGAAAUGCCCCUUGGUUGGCUCCCAAAGGUCUCCAGCUGUGGGCAAGAUAAGAAGGAUGACAACAAUCAGGAUAGUGGUGCCAUGAAGGUUCCCUUGCCAGAUCUUUCCACUGGCUUCGCAAACUGCACACGACAAUGUUUGUGGGCUCAUCCUCCCUGGAUUGAUGUAAUUCCUUUUUCAACACAAUAAUAUUUUGUGUCUCCACACUGCUCCACAGAGCCAGGAGCAGAUGUUGUGGUUGCUCUGCACAGCAGGGAAGAGGAUUUAACAUUUUUAGGAAAUCCCUCCCAGGUCUCCAUUCCCGUGAACAUACCAUCCAUUUUUGGAGGAUUUUCCCGCCGAGCCUGCCAUGCUUUCCUUUGGGGACAGAGCUCUGAGGAGCUGCACUUUAGUGUCUUGCCAUCCCACAGCUGGUUUCCAAGCCACCAAGCAAUUGUCACCCUUGAUCCCGGGGAGGGCAGGAAUUCCUUGUGUGAGGUUCUUUUGCUGAGAGUGCAGUAAAAGGACAGAGAUGCCAAUGGAACUGGCUGCUUUGUGUAUACCAUGUAUACUGAACCUUGAUCUCUGCUGUUUGUGCAUCAAUAGCAACCUGAAAUAAAACUGUAUUUAAAAUUA
This is a messenger RNA of Neopelma chrysocephalum (saffron-crested tyrant-manakin), 5073 nucleotides long. It is a transcript of the gene ADAMTS15, whose product is annotated as ADAM metallopeptidase with thrombospondin type 1 motif 15. The record is from RefSeq and is a predicted model, not a curated record. Gene Ontology annotation, biological process: proteolysis; extracellular matrix organization. NCBI's taxonomy places the organism in Eukaryota, Metazoa, Chordata, Aves, Passeriformes, Pipridae. Gene Ontology annotation, molecular function: metalloendopeptidase activity; zinc ion binding.